AUGACUUCACGUGGAUUAAUAACUCGCAUCUGAUAUUUUCAAUGUUUUCCAGAGUUCGAGCUCCUUCCACAGUAUGAAAAGGCGGCAUGAGGGUCAAACAAAAUUGUACCAGUUCAAGAACUGCCGUUUACUGAGAGACAGUAAAUUAAUUGAAGAAGACCUUUGGGUGAGAGACGGCAAGAUUAUUGAUCCACGAGAUGUAUUUUGGGGAGGGAAAGUUCUCGCCGAUGUUCAAAUUGAUUGUAACAGUUUAAUCAUAAGCCCAGGAUUUAUUGAUCUCCAAAUAAAUGGUGGAUUUGGAGUUGAUUUCUCUUCUGAUCCCGAUAAGUUGGAGGAAGGUUUGAAGACUGUUUCCAAGGGUUUGUUACAGCAUGGUGUGACAUCUUACUGUCCUACAAUUGUCACAUCAUCGCAAGCAAGUUACAAUGAGAUUUUGAAGAAGAUAAAACGAACCCCAGGUGGAGUUCAUGGUGCAGAAGUAUUAGGUGCCCAUUUGGAAGGUCCAUUCAUAAAUCCUGAAAUGAAAGGAGCUCACAAAGAACAUCUGAUGAGGCAGAUCAGCACCAAAGGAGCCCAAGAAAUCGAGGACUUUUACAGUUCAUUAGAUCAUGUGAGCAUCAUAACAAUAGCUCCCGAACUGGCUGGGGAAAGUAUGGAGUCCAUACAACAGUUAGUAAAGAGGAACAUUGUGGUAUCAAUAGGUCACUCUGCAGCAAACUUGUCCAUUGCAGAGAAAGCAGCAGACAAUGGUGCUACAUUUAUCACUCAUCUAUUCAAUGCUAUGUUGCCAUUCCAUCACAGAGAUCCUGGUAUUGUUGGACUUCUCACAAGUUACGAUAUCCCUAAACCCAUAUUCUAUGGACUUAUAGCUGAUGGAAUUCAUACACAUCCAACAGCCACAAGAAUAGCACACAGAUCACAUCCUAAUGGACUUGUUUUAGUCACUGAUGCUAUUGCUGCCCUUGGACUUCCUCCAGGAUUACACAAGCUCGGCCCAAUGCAAGUCGAGAUAAAUCAUGAAAAAGCCACCUUAAAAGGAACUAACACACUUGCAGGAAGAGUAGCUAGCCUACGUGUAGCUGUUAAAGGAAUCCUCUUCUUUCAAAAUGUUUCAGGCUGCAGCGCAGUGGAAGCACUUGAGGGUGCUACUCUACACCCUGCCCAGGUGCUGGGGAUUGAACGAAGGAAAGGCACCUUGAACUACAAAUCUGAUGCAGACUUAGUCUUCCUGGAUGAAGACCUCAAUGUGCAUGCUACAUUUAUCGCUGGUGAGCCAGUAUGGCUGCAUAAGGAAGGUUUAGUGACUGGUGUCAUGAAACUGAACUACAACAUGAUGGGGAGUAAAUCAAAAAGAGUGUCAAUUUCUGGACUGAGCAUUCACAUCUAAGAUAAGUCCUUCAAAUUUGAACUCAACCCUUUGACAAAAUAAGCAAAUAAGCACUAUGAAUUUGCCACCAAAAUGUUUUAAAAAAUUGUUAAAAAUUGGUGUGAAACUGUUACCCAAAUCCUAACAAAUUUUUUUCCAAUUUUGAUUUUAUUAUUAUUAGAAGAUCUAAAACUAUACUUAAAUGAAUUUGACAAAGUAUAUUUUUAAAAGAAAAGAUUAUUCUGAAAGCAGUUGCUCAGCAAAUAAUUUUGUAAAUAUUGUGAUCAAAAACAUGCAAUAUCCAGCCUCACUGCCAUCUUUCUAAGAUGCAGAGCUGGACCAAUAGGCAUGAAAUCUGAUAUUUUUUAGUCCAUUCAGAGUGUGGUUAUAACAGCAUCUGAACUAUGGUGCUAACCCAACUGCCUUCCCAAACAGUAAUGUCUAAUAACUUAUUGAUUUCCAAAAUUGCACCCCAAAAGAACAAAUGCCUUUCUGAAUUGCAUUCCUAAAAUGACUCUAAAUCUUACAAUGAUUCUGAAUCAUAUUCUCAAAUGCUGCAAAUGUAAUUAAUACACACAAAAAAGUUACACAACUAGCCACUGAAACGAAGAAUUACUUGUAAUUUUUCCCAACUUUCUGUAAAUUUAUAUUACAAAGGAAUAAUCAUUCUCAUUUAUUCCUAAUUUUUGUCUGUACCAACUUAAUAAACAAAAAACUGUUGUCAUUUUAAUAAUUAAGCAACAAUAUUUCAUGCAUAAUUUGAAGAACAAGAAAUGUAUAUACAAAUAUUAAAAGCAUCUUUAGAGUGACAAGGAAAAUUUAGGGAUGAUCCCUUCAAACAGCUGUUUCUAAAGGGCUUGUGAAGUUAUGGAGGUUUCCCAGAAAGAAAAUUUUCAAGAUUGUAUGAGAACCAAAUCAGAGGGAAGCUUGUUCACUGAAGUUUCUUCCUUAUCUGCAUUUAUUUACAGUUGCAAAACAGGAAUAGUUAUUCUCUAACACUUUGAGUUAAAGACAAUCCAGAU
Pocillopora damicornis (cauliflower coral) is the source of this 2388-nucleotide messenger RNA. RefSeq names its product N-acetylglucosamine-6-phosphate deacetylase. Lineage: Eukaryota; Metazoa; Cnidaria; Anthozoa; Scleractinia; Pocilloporidae. The record is from RefSeq and is a predicted model, not a curated record. Gene Ontology annotation, biological process: N-acetylglucosamine catabolic process. Gene Ontology annotation, molecular function: N-acetylglucosamine-6-phosphate deacetylase activity.